CGCCGCUCCAUUAGGCCCCGCCCUUCCACCAGACCCCGCCCCGGCGGCAAGCGAGCAGGAAGCGCAGGGGGCUCUGCAGACGCGGCGUUCGGAAAGCCAGAGCAGCUGAGUUCCGCACCACCAGCAGUGAGGGCCACUGCCUGCCACCCACAGACCUGGCCUUUAGGCUGCGCCGAAGCCAAUGAACCCCAUGCACCCUGUGAAACCCGCCCUGCCCCCCGCGCCACACGGUGAUGGUCCAUUUGCUUAUGAGGCGGUGCCUUGGCAGCAGAGUGCCACUCAGCCCGCGGGAUCGCUGUCGGUGGUCACGACCGUGUGGGGCGUCGGCAACGCGGCCCAGAGCCAGGUUUUGGGGAGCCCCAUGGGCCCUGCAGGGAGCCCCCCCGGCAGCUCCGUGAUGCCUGGCAUGGCCGGCAGCGGCUCUGCCCUGAACUCCCCGCAGUGCCUCGGACAGCAGGCCUUUGGAGAGGGUGCCACCCCCAAGGGCUUCGUGCAGCAGGGGGUGUACGGCCGCGGGGGCUACCCCGGGGGCCCCGGCUUCACUACUGGGUAUGCGGGCGGCCCGGGGGUGCCCGGGGGCCUGGGUCUGCCUUCACACGCCACACGACCCUCCACCGAUUUCACUCAGGCGGCAGCGGCGGCCGCGGUGGCUGCUGCCGCGGCCACCGCCACGGCCACCGCCACGGCCACCGUGGCCGCCCUCCAGGAGAAGCAGAGCCAGGAGCUGAGCCAGUAUGGAGCGAUGGGGGCCGGGCAGGCUUUUAACAGCCAGUUCCUGCAGCACGGAGGUCCCCGGGGGCCCAGCGUCCCCAGCAGCAUGACCCCUGCCGGCGUGGGAGGGCUGCUGGGCCCCUCUGGCAUGAGCCCCAUGGGCAUGAACCCCACCCGGGCAGCGGGCAUGGCACCCCUGUAUGCAGGGCAGCGCCUGCCCCACCACGGGUACCCUGGGCCCGCCCAGGCCCAGCCACUGCCCCGACAGGGGGUCAAGAGAGCCUACUCCAGUGAGGUUUACCCAGGGCAGCAGUUCCUGCCGGGGGGCCAGUAUGUGCCUGGCACCGGGCAGCCUCCCGCCCCCUCCUCCUACCCCGGGCACCGGCUGCCCCUGCAGCAGGGCAUGGGCCAGGCCCUGCCUGCCUCUGGCCCUGCAGGACUGCACUACAAGCCCGCAGAGCAGUUCAACGGGCAGGGCGCCAGCUUCAGCGGGGGGAGCAUCAGCUACAGCCAGCCUGGCCUGAGUGGGCCCACCCGUUCCAUCCCUGGCUACCCCAGCUCCCCACUGCCGGGGAGCCCCACGCCGCCCAUGACCCCCGGCAGCAGCGUUCCCUACAUGUCCACCAGCCAGGAGGUCAAGUCUCCUUUCCUGCCCGACCUCAAGCCCAGUGUGAGCUCCUUGCACCCGUCACCCCCCGCUGCCGGCUCACACCAGCGCGGCCCGCUCCCAGGCAGCGGCCCCUGUGACGAGCUGCGGCUGACCUUCCCUGUGCGCGACGGGGUGGUCCUGGAGCCCUUCCGCCUGCAGCACAACCUGGCCGUGAGCAACCACGCCUUCCAGCUCCGCGACUCUGUCUACAAGACCCUGAUGCUGAGGCCUGACCUGGAGCUCCAGUUCAAGUGUUACCACCACGAGGACCGGCAGAUGAACACCAACUGGCCAGCCUCAGUGCAGGUCAGCGUCAACGCCACCCCGCUGACCAUCGAGCGCGGCGACAACAAGACGUCCCACAAGCCCCUGUACCUGAAGCACGUGUGUCAGCCGGGCCGCAACACCAUCCAGAUCACGGUCACGGCCUGCUGCUGCUCCCACCUCUUCGUGCUGCAGCUCGUACACCGGCCGUCCGUCCGCUCGGUGCUGCAGGGUCUUCUCAAGAAGCGCCUCCUGCCCGCCGAGCACUGCAUCACCAAGAUAAAGCGCAACUUCAGCAGCGGCACCAUUCCCGGGCCCAACGGCGAGGACGGGGUGGAGCAGACGGCUAUCAAGGUGUCCCUCAAAUGCCCCAUCACCUUCCGCAGGAUCCAGCUCCCCGCCCGCGGUCACGACUGCCGCCACAUCCAGUGCUUUGACCUGGAGUCCUACCUACAGCUCAACUGUGAGCGGGGGACCUGGAGGUGCCCCGUGUGCAACAAAACGGCGUUACUGGAGGGGCUGGAGGUGGAUCAGUACAUGCUGGGAAUCCUCAUUUACAUUCAGAACUCCGAUUUCGAGGAGAUCACCAUCGACCCCACAUGCAGCUGGAAGCCAGUGCCCGUGAAGCCCGAUGUGCACGUCAAGGAGGAGCCCGACGGGCCCGUGCUCAAACGCUGCCGCACCGUGAGCCCCGCACACGUGCUCAUGCCCAGCGUCAUGGAGAUGAUCGCGGCCCUGGGCCCCGGGGCUGCCCCCUUCGCCCCCCUGCAGCCCCCCUCGGCUCCGGCCCCCGGCGACUACCCCGGGCAGGGUUCCAGCUUCCUGGGACCCGGGACCUUCCCUGACUCCUUCCCGCCUACCACACCCAGCACCCCGGCCCUUCCUGAGUUCACCGCGGGGCCGCCCCCCAGCUCUUACCAGUCCGACCUUCCCAGCAGCCUCCUGACACCAGAGAAGGCUGCCCCCUGCCUCCCAGGCCAGAUGGCACCAGCGGGUCACCUGGACCCGGCCCACAACCCCGGGCCGCAGGGGCUGCACGCCCCCAGCCUUGGGGGGCCCCCGGGGCCCCAGCUGCACCAUCCAAACCCUCCCCCAGCAUCCCGGCAGCCCCUGGGCCCAGUGAGCUCGGGCCCAAUCGGCGAGCUGGCCUUCAGCGCGGCCACAGGCGUGAUGGGGCCCCCCAUGUCUGGGGCGGGGGAGGCCCCGGAACCGGCCCUGGACGUGAGUACGGGCCCCAUGCUGGGGAGCACGUGGGAGCUGGGGCUGGGGACGGCGUGUGCAUCGUCUCCAGGGUCCACACGCUUCCUAGAAGGGAGGACGCUGACGCCCCAGUGACUUCCAGAGCCAGGAGAGCUGGUCAGAUAGCAUCAGCUCUCGCGAUGAUGAGUGCCGGGUACCUGCCGUAGCCGCGGGGUUGGCUCUGGGGGCCUGUGCCGAGCGCCCAAGAAGACGGGGCUUGGAGCUGACCACACCGGCUCGGGGUGUGGGCUGACCUGUCUGACUCACCUUGCUGUGUGAGCCAAACUCAGCGUGUAAGACGCAGGUAACCUUCGUCGACCCAGAUAAACCAAACUCCCUGACGUUCAUCAUGAGAAAAGUUAGAGCAGCUCAAAAGCAGCGCGUCGCGGACGCUGGACAUCCCACCUUCUGCAUUUGCCCUGCUCGCACCGGGGGCCCGCGCUGCCCUGGGCAUGCCAGCACCGCGUGUCCCAGGCUGGCCUUGGACAACUUGAGUGGAGUGAUUCGUGGCCAAAGAGAGCCUUCGGCAGGGAGAGGCCCCGUGCAGGCUGAGGGUCAGGGUCCCAAGCAGGGGUGUGGUGGGUCCGAGGCCAGAGCUGCUGAUGGCUUUGCUUUGUCCCCAGCUGCUCCCAGAGCUGACCAACCCCGAGGAACUGCUGUCCUACCUGGGCCCACCUGACCUCCCCACAAACAACAAUGACGACCUGCUCUCUCUCUUCGAGAACAACUGAUCCUGUAGACCCCACCCAGCCGGCGGGGACACGCCCGCAGAUGUCACCGUGCCCCGCCCCUCCCCACCUGCGUCCGCCCCGGCCCCCCGGCCCCCCGGCACUAGAGGCAGCUGCGCUGGGGGGGAGGGGGCUGCGCGUGGACCCCCUGACCCCCACUCUGCUGCAGAAUGGUGUUUGAUGAGAUGCUCAGCCCCGCCCCCCCAGCCCAGCUUUGCCCCGUCCAUACACCCCUGCUACCCCGACUUUGCGCCUCGCCCCUGGUCCCUCCAGUCCUGCCUGCUCCCACCAGCCUGCAUCUUGUCCAGCGUUGACCCUUCUGUUUCAACAACCCCUUGGCUCACUGGCGAGGAGCCGGGCUGCUCUGUCCAGAGUCUGAGCUCGCGGUGGGAGCGGGACCCCCUCUUCCCACCCGCGGCUUCAGGCUAAGGCUGCAGGGUGGGGCGCUCUAAAGCACAAUGAUGUACAUAGCGUAGGAACACUAGGUGUGGACGGCCAGUCCCUCCUGGGCUGCCAGGGACCCCGCGGGCUCCUGGCCCCGCCUGGGUGCGGACGGCGGGGGGUGUGCGCAUUCUCCAGCGGGUGGCUCCUCCGAGGUCCCCUUUUACGUGAAAGUGAAGAAUCCGUGCCGCCGUGUUUUUUACAACUGCCUCUCCCGUGCCCACCCUGGGGCCAAGCCAGGUGGGGGAGGAGGAGCCUCCGAGUCGUGUCCCCUGUCUGCCCGUCUCUAUUAAAGGACUCCCUCA
This is a messenger RNA of Neomonachus schauinslandi (Hawaiian monk seal), 4337 nucleotides long. RefSeq names its product zinc finger MIZ-type containing 2 (gene ZMIZ2). Bases 182 to 2959 code for a protein of 925 amino acids. The transcript is spliced from 18 exons. Gene Ontology annotation, biological process: protein sumoylation; regulation of transcription by RNA polymerase II. The record is from RefSeq and is a predicted model, not a curated record. Gene Ontology annotation, molecular function: zinc ion binding; SUMO ligase activity. Lineage: Eukaryota; Metazoa; Chordata; Mammalia; Carnivora; Phocidae.